Messenger RNA from Dreissena polymorpha, 2685 nucleotides. RefSeq lists its product as uncharacterized. The coding region runs from base 1680 to 2426 and encodes 248 amino acids. NCBI's taxonomy places the organism in Eukaryota, Metazoa, Mollusca, Bivalvia, Myida, Dreissenidae. The transcript is spliced from 4 exons. The record is from RefSeq and is a predicted model, not a curated record.
AGUGAAAAAAAUAUUUCCGUCAGGGUUACAUGAUGUUGUUUUUCAAAGGUUUAUUAAUAAUCUUUUGUUAAAGUAUACAUUAAAUAUUCAACAAAUAAUGCGACAUGAUUUUGUAAUUGAAGCAGAAAAACUACAUAAUAACUUUCGCGACUAUGUUCUGUCAUUAAGCCAUUAAAUGUAAAAAAUAGUCCUACACAUACAGAUCGAUCGUUUUAAUUUUACGUAUUAACUUAUUAUCCGUGAUAAAGAUCAGUUGAUUGGUUUUAUUGGUAUUCGAUCAAUGGCGACAAAACUUGAGAGUACAGCUUUCAUAUUUAUAAUGAAAUCGUAAAAUAAAAUCUUUAUACGUAAAUAUUGAAUAGAAUAACGAAUUCGCGAUGGAAAAGGAGUAAUUAUAUAUGAACGAAAGUUGGGGUUUUGUCAUCUUAAAACAAGUUCCAUGUUUAUAGAGUGGCUAAUGAAAUAUAAAUAAGGUAAUCUAGAGAACCGGCGAGUAUUUAAGAAUGUGAUUAUUUGACAGCGGGAUUAGAUUUUACCUGCAGUGCAAAUCAAACUUCGACGAAACUAAUUGUCGGACUGACAGUAACUGUGGUGGAAUAAGUUCAAUGGUGUUUACGGAGUGUAUUGGCUAUCAGAGCCUUAACAUCUCGCAUUUCAAUGGGGUCUGUAGGCUUAUUUAUCGGCAAUUAACCUCUUCACGACAGCAAAAUCUGCACUAUAAGUGGGGAAAAUGUCAAUUGAAAAUCACUGUAGAUGACAAUGCAGCAAAUUCAGUCUAAGAUUUCAAGAUAGUUUAUCAAAAGUUUAUCCGAAUACAGGAGUGAACGAUUUGCUGGUGGAUAAUUGAAUCGUCGGAAAGUAAGAGUGGAGAGGAAGUUUACCAAUUUGACGCAUAUCAUAGUCAGAAGAGAUUCCAAACGGGCCGGGGCAAACAUACAACUUGAAGAGUCUUGUUAAUGAAAAUUCACUGAAGACAAUUUGAAAUGGUGUUAAAACAAUGUGCAGCAAAAACACAAACUGAACGCUAAGUCAAGCGAUAUAACGUAGGUCCUCGUAACUGCAUGCACUUUGAAAAGACUGAUAAUUGAAAACGCUUUUUUCACAUGGUAUAACCAUGAAUGCAGUUUUUAUUACAUUUUGAGUUGAUUUAUUUGAGUCUAUUUUCAAAGUUGAUGUCAUUAGAAUUAUCUUGCACUGAUUAUACUAUACGAAUUUCGUACAUUUUUGAAUAAGAGACACAAAAACGUCACCUCUGGAAUUUUUAAAAAGUGUUAAGAUGACACAUAUAGACAAUUUCGUGGACUUGAUUAAAAUAUGCCUUAUGUGAUAUGUUAAAUUGACAUGCUACUGAGGAAUAACAGAUAAACACAUAUAUGAAACGGUAGCUGAUUAAUAGGAGAUUUUGGGAGAGAUAUCACCAUAGAAAGGCUAUGUCGCGCCCAUGUGAGAUGUGUGACAGAAAUAUCGGCUCUCUGCGCAUUGAUUAACCCAUAACGUUGCGGAAACGAUUACGGUACUUACAGCACAGCAACAAAUCAUGUGUUCCAUGAUGUUUGAAACAAGAAGUCAUUGAUCAAACAAAGAUCAAUAUAUAGCGAGGAAAGUCGUGUUAUUAUAGUUCAAUUAUUUAGAUUGUAUUUUAAAGUAAGUGACAUACGGCACUAGUGUAGUUGUGAAAUAUGGGGCUUGGAGGAGAAACCAAGGCCAAGAAACGUAAAGUUGUCUAUGAUGAGUACACCGGCGGAUUCUACGCGGAGUCCAAAGUGGAGGCCUUGGAGCGCCAGUGCCACUUCCGCGCGCGCCUUACUGACGUCAUCAACAAGGCGGAGGACGCCAAGUACCGGUACGCGUGCAAACGGGUGGACGCUGAGAAACAUUUGUUUCUAUUGAAGAAAGAGAAGGCGACGAACAGACACAACGACGCGUUUCUUGACUACCAAGCUCAUAAAAAGGUUCUAGAGAAACUCGCUAAGGAACGCGAAGAAUUAGGUUCAAAAAUUGACCAUCUGUUCGGAAAGUAUCCUCCUGAGAGUAUACGAAGCAAUAUCGAGGAGAAAAUAGUGCUAGAGCGGAAGGAGAUGUCCCCGGUCGUGAUCCGGCGCAGGGAGGCAACUCGGUUGCUCGGGAAUAGAAAUAGUUUAAAGGAAUUAGACCGAACGAAAUCGACAGACGACAUUAUAGCAGAAUUGAAACAAAUGAGAAGCAGGGUAAACAGCCCUGUUAAAAGUCUCACCAAACAAUCACCCGUUUACGAGAGCGCAAAACACGCGCCGAGACUCAUACUUCCGGCUAUAACAGUUAAGCUAAAUAAACUUGAUGACAAGAAGGAAAUUGUUCAUGCUAAACAAAUGCACAGGACAAAAUCUUCAAACGACGCAAGCAUGUUUCCUCCGUUGUUUAUAACGGAUCCAAGAUCGCUGAAAUGAUGUUUGAUACACAGAAUGUGUUCUAUAUAAAGCAUUCCUGUGAUAUAUGUUGUUUUUUGUUUAAAAUAACUUAUUUUAUAAAAUAAACUUUUUCGUGGCUGUAAUUAUAGGCAUUUGAGUGAUACUAGAAUUGCAUUUCGAAAUUACAACGCGUAAUAUGUUUCUCUUAUUGUAAUUCUUUAAAUUUGUUUCGCGAAAGAAUUAUGUAAUUCUGUGUGAUCCGAGAUACUUUACGUUUAAUAAAUGCAUUUUAAAUUUC